Molecule: messenger RNA, 1377 nt
Organism: Drosophila subpulchrella
Lineage: Eukaryota; Metazoa; Arthropoda; Insecta; Diptera; Drosophilidae
Gene: Or2a
Product: odorant receptor 2a
Exons: 2
Coding region: 25-1212 (395 amino acids)
Biological process (GO): detection of chemical stimulus involved in sensory perception of smell; sensory perception of smell
Cellular component (GO): plasma membrane
Molecular function (GO): odorant binding; olfactory receptor activity
Source: RefSeq, a predicted model, not a curated record
GUCGUCCCAAAAGUGAGCUGGAUUAUGGCAAAGCAGGAGGAACCCCAACUGGACACCCAUAGUGGUGUAUAUUACCACUGGCGCGUUUGGGAGCUCACUGGACUGAUGCGUCCACCGGGGAUUUCCCGCUUGGCUUACCGCGUGUACGCCGUAGUGAUCAAUUUGGUAGUAACCUUGCUUUUCCCCUGUAGCCUGUUGGCCAGGCUGUUGUUCACCACCAACAUGGCCGGAAUGUGCGAGAACCUAACCAUUACGAUCACAGAUAUUGUGGCCAAUUUGAAGUUUGCGAAUGUAUAUAUGGUAAAGUCACAGCUAUACGAGAUUCGCUCGCUCCUGAGGCUCAUGGAUGCUCGGGCCAGGCGAAUAGGAGAUCCCGAAGAGCUGCGCGCUUUAAGAAGGGAAGUGUACAUUGCCCGAGGCAGCUUUCGCGUCUUUGCCCGGAUCUUUGUAUUCGGCACCGCUUUAAGUUGCUUCCGGUUGGUCAUUCGUCCGGAUCGGGAACUCCUGUAUCCGGCCUGGUUCGGUGUGGACUGGAUGCACUCCACCAGAAACUAUGUGUUCAUCAAUCUGUACCAGCUCUUCGGACUGGCCGUGCAGGCCGUCCAAAACUGUGCCAGUGACUCCUAUCCGCCUGCGUUUCUCUGCCUUCUCACGGGUCACAUGCGUGCCUUGGAGCUGAGGGUGCGUCGGAUUGGCUUUAGGGCGGAGGACCUGACGGGCGAUGACGAUUCCUGGCGGGAGGAGGCCUACGAGGAGCUGGUCGAGUGCAUCCGUGACCUGAUGCGGGUCCAUCGGCUGAGGAAGAUCAUCCAGCGCAUUCUUUCGGUGCCCUGCAUGGCCCAGUUCGCCUGCUCAGCCACUGUCCAGUGCACCGUGGCCAUGCAUUUCCUUUACAUGGCGGAUGACAACGACCUGACCGCCAUGAUCAUGUCGAUUGUCUUCUUCACGGCCGUGACUUUGGAGGUGUUUGUCAUUUGCUUUUUUGGAGAGAGGAUGAGGACGCAGAGCGAGGCGCUGUGUGAUGCCUUCUACGCAUGCAACUGGAUGGACCAGCUGCCCAAGUUCAAGCGCGCGCUGCUCCUUACAAUCGCCAGAACCCAAAGACCUUCACUCAUCUUUGCAGGCAACCACAUAGCUCUGUCGAUGGAGACAUUCGAUCAGGUCAUUAGGUUUACCUACUCCGCCUUCACUUUGUUGCUCCGGGCCAGAUAAGAUGGACGAGUUUCAAGCUAUAACAUGUAUGUAGGGAUUUACGGAUCCUUUACAAAUUAUAUUAGAGUAGUAAACUCAAUUUUUUAAAAGCGUAGAAUUGACAUAUAACCUCUUUAAAGAAUUAUAUAAUGAUUGUAGCACUGUUGAAACAGUUAAACAAAUUAA